GGCGUCUCCUCCGCAGCGUGUAGUUCCUCCCACAGCGGUCACUCAGGCUGACGUAAAGGAAGCGGCACGCAGAAGUCUCGCUUUAUACUCUAAAAUACACACAUUUAAACGUUUAUUUACAGUCUUUUAUCCACCAAGGUGAUACCCGAAACUCAACGGGAACUUGUUUAACCGAAAAGAGGGGUUCUUGGAGAUCUGACAGGAAGAUGGAUGAGCUGCAGGAUGUACAGCUGACUGAGAUCAAGCCGCUGCUGACCAGUAAGAAUGCACGAAACUUUCAGGAUUUUGACUGCCAGGAGCACGACAUUGAGACUCCGCAUGGCGUUCUCCAUGUGACGAUGAGAGGCAUUCCCAAGGGCAACAGACCUAUUAUCCUCACCUAUCACGACAUCGGCCUGAACCAUAAGUCCUGCUUCAACACCCUGUUCAACUAUGAGGACAUGCAGGAGAUCACCCAGCACUUUGCUGUGGUCCACGUGGACGCGCCUGGCCAGCAGGAGGCUGCUCCUCCUUUCCCCAGCGGGUACCGGUACCCGACCAUGGACGAGCUGGCUGAAAUGCUGCCCUCUGUGAUGACUCAGCUGAAGGUGAACAGCGUGAUCGGUAUCGGCGUGGGAGCAGGAGCGUACAUCCUCACCCGCUUUGCAUUGAACAACCCCAGCCUGGUGGAAGGACUGGUUCUGAUCGACAUCGACCCGUGUGCUGAAGGCUGGAUCGACUGGGCUGCUUCUAAGCUCUCUGGAUGGACCAGUAACCUGGUGGACAUCAUCAUGGCCCACCACUUUAGCACUGAUGAGCUGACUGAGAACCAGGAGCUGAUCCAGACCUACCGCCUCCACAUCGCCCAAGACAUCAACCAAGACAACUUGGCCCUGUUUUGUGGCUCCUAUCAAUACCGCCAGGACCUGGACAUCGAGAGGCCCAUCGUGGGUCUAAACGAGGACACGGUCAACACGCUGACGUGCCCCGCCCUGCUGGUGGUCGGUGACACGUCUCCAGCUGUUGAUGCUGUGGUGGAGUGCAACUCCAGGUUAAAUCCCACCAAGACCACUCUGCUAAAGAUGGCUGACUGUGGAGGCUUGCCACAAGUCGUUCAGCCUGGGAAACUCGCUGAGGCCUUCAAGUACUUUGUUCAGGGCAUGGGAUAUAUUCCCUACGUUCUCCUCAGUCACCUGAGCAGCGAAUCAGUUCCGUCAGCGGGAAUGACCCGCCUGGCCCGCUCACGCACCACCUCCUCCUCCAGCAUCACCUCCAUGGAGAGCAGCCGCAGCCGUAACAACAUCAGCGGGCUGCUGGAGGGCGGCGGCCAGGCUGGACCCCAGACCAUGGAGGUGUCGUGUUAAACCCACAUUCAGCCCCUCUCUGCCUCUCCUGUCGCUCUCAUCCACCUCCUAAGCAACGCAGAGGGGUCUACGUGAUUAAACCGGAGGACCUAAGAGAGAAAUAUAUUAACAGAUCCAUAUUAUAAAGUGUAAUGUAUGCUGUCAAAGUCACAUCACUAACAGAAGCUACAUGCAGAUGAGUUGUAUAUUUAAAUGGUUAAAGCGUGAGCUUGACUCGACCGUCUAGUCUUGUAUUUAUUAUUGUUUUAAACCUUUAGAUCCUGCCUACGUUCAGUUUUUUACUCUUACGUUUUCUGAUUCACGUUUUAGUUUGUUAUUUUCAAACCUCCACAGUGCAAGUAGGUCAGAUCUGAACUGAACAAUGACACCGUAGCACCGCUGAGUGCAGCACAACAUGUGUUCGGUUUAGUUUUAUCAAACUCGGCUCCGCGCUGGUGUUUGUAUUCAGCUGUGAUGUUUUAACCACUUCUAACGCGGGCAGUCCGAAGUGAAAGGUGUAACAGUGCUGUCGCUGUGGGGCCAAGAGCUUCUUCUGCUGAUUCAGCUCAUUUAUAUAUGACUACUGAAUAAAAGUACAAGAGGA
Nothobranchius furzeri (turquoise killifish) is the source of this 1926-nucleotide messenger RNA. RefSeq names its product ndrg family member 3a (gene ndrg3a). Gene Ontology annotation, cellular component: cytoplasm. The record is from RefSeq and is a predicted model, not a curated record. Gene Ontology annotation, biological process: signal transduction. Lineage: Eukaryota; Metazoa; Chordata; Actinopteri; Cyprinodontiformes; Nothobranchiidae.